AUGGACGGCCUGGUCGCAGUGCAUGGUUACACCACUAGCACCCGCACGCCCGCACGCCCGCAUGACAGAUGCGACCGCUCCCCCGAUAUGCCCGCUGCCGGCCGGCCGCCGAGCCCGGUCGGCACUAUGGCCCAUGAUAAGGACAGCAGUCGGCAUUGCUGGCCGGGCAAUUACCCAGUGGCAGGUAUUCUUGGUCGCGUGUUUGGCGAGCUGGGGACGCCUCUGUGUCAAAUUCCCAAAGGGGGAUCUGAAAUUCGAAACUCGCAGGCCUGGGCGGCGGAUCGAAAUCCCCUGGUCGUCGGCCUACCACCGACACCCGGUGCCCGCUCUGCACCUUAUUUUACCCUGGCUUCCAUGGUUCCGCCCCAGGGGCCGCACCUGGCAUCCCCACAGGCCCCAUAA
Gaeumannomyces tritici R3-111a-1 is the source of this 402-nucleotide messenger RNA. RefSeq lists its product as hypothetical. The record is from RefSeq and is a predicted model, not a curated record. NCBI's taxonomy places the organism in Eukaryota, Fungi, Ascomycota, Sordariomycetes, Magnaporthales, Magnaporthaceae. The transcript has 2 exons. The coding region runs from base 1 to 402 and encodes 133 amino acids.